CGCCGUAGGGCGCGGUGCAUGCUGGGCCCGGCAAUAUGGCGUCCUCCUUGACGCGCUGAUGAGAGGAGUUUCACUGUAGCUUCAGACCCGAGGACCACACUCCGCAGACCCAAUAAGCCCCCGAUACCCGUGUUGGGCGCGGCCCCGCCUGGCCCCGUCACCCGGGACGCGCGCUCGGGCAGGAGAGGGGCGCGGGCGCGGAGGUCAGGACCGGCCAGGUCGCGCGGGCCCGGCGUGAGCCGCCGGCUACGGGCAAGCACGAUGGGCCGGUCCUGGCUGCGGCUGCAGCCGCUGCGGCGAGUGCGGGACCCGCAGGGCUGAGCGCGGCUGGCGGAGCCCCAGCGCCCCGGGCCCCUUCCCUCCGGCCGGACACCUCCGCGCAGUCGGGAACCGGCGGCCGGAGCGGGCGGCCGGCCUGCGCUCGGAGGCCGCGAGCAGGGUCAUCGUGAGGCCUCGGGUGUCGCCCGCCCGUGACAGCUCGGCUGGCGGCCUCGGGAGCGGCCCGCGGCCCGGGACCCGGGGGCGUUGUGCGUCCGUGCGGCGCCCGCCGGGCUGCCCCGUCCCCACCGGCGCGUCCCGCCCCGAGUUAGACGGAAGGGCCUCCGCAGACCCGGGCCCGAGUGAGGGUCCCCGCGCACCGACCCCCGUUGCCUCCGCUGCCCCCCGGUUCUCUGCGGCCUCGCCGGCCGUGGUGCACACGACCUUGUAAGGCUGGAGGUGCUCGAGCGCCUGCUGCCCCGGACCCCCCCGCCCCCGGCCGCCCUGAUGGAGGCCGAGCUGCUGCAGUCGCCUCUGCUGGGGCUCGGGGAGGAGGACGAGGCCGACCUGAGCGACUGGAACCUGCCCUUGGCCUUCAUGAAGAAGCGGCACUGCGAGAAGAUCGAGGGCUCCAAGUCCUUGGCCCAGAGCUGGAGGAUGAAGGACCGGAUGAAGACGGUCAGCGUCGCCCUGGUGCUGUGCCUGAACGUUGGGGUGGACCCUCCGGACGUGGUGAAGACCACGCCCUGCGCGCGCUUGGAGUGCUGGAUCGAUCCUUUGUCGAUGGGUCCCCAGAAAGCCCUGGAAACCAUCGGUGCCAACCUGCAGAAGCAGUACGAGAACUGGCAGCCCAGGGCGCGGUACAAGCAGAGCCUUGACCCCACCGUGGACGAGGUGAAGAAGCUGUGCACGUCGCUGCGCCGGAACGCCAAGGAGGAGCGGGUCCUCUUCCACUACAACGGCCACGGGGUGCCCCGGCCCACAGUGAACGGGGAGAUCUGGGUCUUCAACAAGAACUACACGCAGUACAUCCCGCUGUCGAUCUACGACUUGCAGACGUGGAUGGGCAGCCCGUCGAUCUUCGUCUAUGACUGCUCCAACGCGGGCCUCAUCGUCAAGUCCUUCCGCCAGUUCGCCCUGCAGAGGGAGCAGGAGCUGGAAGUCGCGGCCAUCAACCCCAACCACCCUCUGGCCCAGAUGCCCCUGCCCCCGUCCAUGAAGAACUGCAUCCAGCUGGCCGCCUGCGAAGCCAGCGAGCUCCUGCCCAUGAUCCCUGACCUCCCGGCCGACCUGUUCACCUCCUGCCUCACCACCCCCAUCAAAAUCGCCCUGCGCUGGUUCUGCAUGCAGAAGUGCGUCAGUCUGGUGCCCGGAGUCACGCUGGACCUGAUCGAGAAGAUCCCCGGCCGGCUCAACGACAGGAGGACGCCGCUGGGCGAGCUGAACUGGAUCUUCACGGCCAUCACAGACACCAUCGCGUGGAACGUGCUCCCUCGGGACCUCUUCCAGAAGCUGUUCCGGCAGGACCUGCUGGUGGCCAGUCUGUUCCGCAACUUCCUGCUGGCGGAGAGGAUUAUGCGCUCCUACAACUGCACCCCGGUCAGCAGCCCGCGUCUGCCCCCCACCUACAUGCACGCCAUGUGGCAAGCCUGGGACCUCGCCGUAGACAUCUGCCUCUCCCAGCUGCCCACCAUCAUCGAGGAGGGCACUGCGUUCCGGCACAGUCCGUUCUUCGCUGAGCAGCUGACCGCCUUCCAGGUGUGGCUGACGAUGGGUGUGGAGAACAGGAGCCCCCCCGAGCAGCUCCCCAUUGUUCUGCAGGUGCUGCUGAGCCAGGUGCAUCGGCUGAGAGCCCUGGACCUGCUGGGCCGGUUCCUGGACCUGGGCCCCUGGGCGGUGAGCCUGGCCCUGUCCGUGGGCAUCUUCCCCUACGUGCUCAAGCUGCUGCAGAGCUCGGCACGCGAGCUGCGGCCCCUGCUUGUCUUCAUCUGGGCCAAGAUUCUCGCCGUGGACAGUUCCUGCCAAGCCGACCUGGUGAAGGACAGUGGCCACAAGUACUUCCUGUCGGUGCUGGCCGACCCCUACAUGCCGGCCGAGCACAGGACCAUGACGGCCUUCAUCCUCGCCGUGAUCGUCAACAACUACAACACGGGCCAGGAAGCCUGCCUGCAGGGGAACCUGAUCGCCAUCUGCCUGGAGCAGCUCAACGACCCCCACCCGCUGCUGCGCCAGUGGGUGGCCAUCUGCUUGGGGCGCAUCUGGCAGAACUUCGACUCGGCCCGGUGGUGUGGGGUGCGGGACAGCGCCCACGAGAAGCUCUGCAGCCUCCUCUCCGACCCCAUUCCCGAGGUGCGCUGCGCAGCCGUCUUCGCCCUCGGCACCUUUGUGGGCAACUCUGCCGAGAGGACCGACCACUCCACCACCAUCGACCACAACGUGGCCAUGAUGCUGGCCCAGCUCAUCAGCGACGGGAGCCCCGUGGUGCGGAAGGAGCUGGUGGUGGCGCUGACGCACCUGGUGGUUCAGUACGAGAGCAACUUCUGCUCCGUGGCCCUGCAGUUCAUGGAGGAGGAGAAGAACUACCCGCUGCCCUCGCCUGCCACCACAGAGAGCGGGAGCCUGACCCCCGUGCGCGACAGCCCCUGCGCCCCCCGGCUACGCUCCGUGAGCUCCUACGGCAACAUCCGCGCCGUCGCCACCGCCCGGAGCCUGAACAAGUCCCUGCAGAACCUGAGCCUCACGGAGGAGUCGGGUGGUGCCGUGGCCUUCUCCCCCGGGAACCUGAGCGCCAGCAGCAGCGCCAGCAGCACGCUGGGCAGCCCUGAGAACGAGGAGUACAUCUUGUCCUUCGAGACCAUCGACAAGAUGCGCAGGGUCAGCUCCUACUCGGCGCUCAACUCCCUCAUAGGCGUCUCCUUCAACAGCGUCUACACGCAGAUCUGGCGUGUGCUGCUGCACCUGGCGGCCGACCCCUACCCCGACGUGUCGGACCUGGCCAUGAAGGUGCUCAACAGCAUUGCCUACAAGGCCACCAUGAACGCCCGGCCGCAGCGCAUCCUCAGCGCGUCCUCCCUCACCCAGUCGGCGCCCGCCAGCCCCACCAACAAGGGCGUCCACAUGCAGCACGCGGGGGGCUCCCCGCCAACGUCCAGCGCCAGCAGCUCCAGCCCCACCAACGAUGUGACCAAGCAGCCAGGCAGCCGCGACCUGCCAUCGGGCCGGCUGGGCGCCGCCGGGCCCACGGGGGCGCAGUACACGCCCCACUCCCACCAGUUCCCCCGCACACGGAAGAUGUUCGACAAGGGCCCCGACCAGUCCGCCGACGACCCAGACGACACCGGACACAAGAGCUUCAUCUCGGCCGCGAUGCAGACGGGCUUCUGCGACUGGAGCGCCCGGUACUUUGCGCAGCCCGUCAUGAAGAUCCCGGAGGAGCACGACCUGGAGAGUCAGAUCCGCAAGGAGCGGGAGUGGCGGUUUCUGCGCAACAGCCGUGUGCGGAGGCAGGCGCAGCAGCUCAUCCAGAGGGGCAUCACGCGGCUGGACGACCAGAUCUUCCUGAACAGGAACCCCGGCGUCCCCUCCGUGGUCAAGUUCCACCCCUUCACGCCCUGUGUGGCUGUCGCGGACAAGGACAGCAUCUGCUUCUGGGACUGGGAGAAAGGGGAGAAGCUGGACUACUUCCACAACGGGAACCCUCGGUACACGCGGGUCACCGCCAUGGAGUACCUCAACGGCCAGGACUGCUCGCUGCUGCUCACGGCCACAGAUGACGGCGCCAUCAGAGUCUGGAAGAAUUUUGCUGAUUUGGAAAAGAAUCCAGAAAUGGUGACGGCGUGGCAGGGGCUCUCGGACAUGCUGCCGACGAACCGAGGUCUGGCCCGAAAGGUCUCCAUCUAUCUUGACCACAGUAAGCAGGGAGGUGCUGGGAUGGUGGUGGACUGGGAGCAGGAGACCGGCCUCCUCAUGAGCUCGGGGGAUGUGCGGAUCGUGCGGAUCUGGGACACGGACCGCGAGAUGAAAGUGCAGGACAUCCCCACGGGCGCUGACAGCUGCGUGACCAGCCUGUCCUGCGACUCCCAGCGGUCCCUCAUCGUGGCUGGCCUAGGGGACGGCUCCGUCCGCGUCUACGACCGGAGGAUGGCCCUCAGCGAAUGCCGCGUCAUGACGUUCCGGGAGCACACGGCCUGGGUGGUGAAGGCCUGCCUGCAGAAGCGCCCCGAGGGCCACAUCGUGAGCGUCAGCGUGAACGGGGACGUGCGCUUCUUCGACCCGCGGAUGCCGGAGUCUGUGAGCGUGCUGCAGAUCGUGAAGGGGCUCACGGCCCUGGACAUCCACCCCCAGGCCAACCUCAUCGCCUGCGGCUCUGUGAACCAGUUCACCGCCGUGUACAGCGGGACCGGGGAGCUCAUCAACAGCAUCAAGUACUACGAUGGCUUCAUGGGCCAGCGCGUCGGCGCCAUCAGCUGCUUGGCCUUCCACCCACACUGGCCUCACCUGGCCGUGGGCAGCAACGACUACUACAUGUCCGUGUACUCCGUGGAGAAGCGCAUCAGAUAGCGGCGCCCGCGGGCCAGGCCGCAUGCACAGAGGGGCCGCUGCCCGGACCGGUCCUGGCCUGGCUGCGAGGCUCCGGGCUGCGCUGUCUGCCUGCCUGUCCUCGCUGUGGCGCCGUGGCCCAUGAAGUCCCCCCGCAGCGUGAUGGUGUGAUGUCACGGUCACUUCCCGCUGAGACGCGGCCUGAGGCCGAGGCGCCGGCACUGCUCCUCCCGUCCUCCCUGUCCUGUCCUUUCUUCCGAGAGUUUUGAAGCGGAAACACUCGUUUUAUUUUCCACGGGACCCAAGCCUGAGCUCCACGAGCUCCAAGACGGACCCGGCUUCUCCAGGCUCGGCCGCCUGGGGUCCCUGGGCCGGCACAGCCCGGCCACGCGCCAGCAGGGGGUGCCCAGCCGGCCGCAGCCUCGCUGUGCACAGGGACAGCUCCGGGCCGCGGGAGGGCUGGGGUUCGAGACCAGCACCGAGGAGAUGGAGGAGCUGGCACCUGGGCCUCCCGCCAACUCCCCGGGCUCAAUCCACCCCCCACAGCGCAGCCAUCCUCCGGCACAGGCGCGGCCUUGGGUUCGAGCUUGGGCCCCUGUUACCAGGUCCCUAGAGAAGGGGCCUGCAGCCUUGGGCAGGAGGCAGGUCUCUGGUGACUCAGCCACCGCCUGAGGCCACGGGCACGUUUCCCUGAAGGGCGGCAGCCAGGUCCGUGAUCUUCCUGCCUGUGCUCGCACACAUGCCACACGUGUCACACACGUGCACGCAGGGAGGCACAGCUGGAGGCCUGAGAGUGUCUGGUUAGACGACAUCUUGCCUGCAGUCCCUGUCCCCACUGUGCAGCCAUAACGCAUAAGAGCUCCUCACUGCUCACUGUAUCUCGUGUCUAUGCGUGAGCAAGUGCACAGGCCUGUGUAUACACGUGUGUACACGUGCACAAUCAUGUGCAGAUGUGCAAGUGCACAGGCAUGUGCAGACGUGCGUGUCCGUGUGUGUGAGUGCCAUGGCAGGGGAGCAGCAGCCGCGGCCGAUGGAGGCCCGGGAGGGUGUGCGGAGACGGCACCUGGAACUCAAAACCACCUCAGUGAUGAUGUUUGAAACGCAUUUGGGAAUCAGGGUUAUUCGCAGAGGAGCGAGGUGGCUUCGCUAAUUCCGCCAGCAAGAGGCCAAUAAUCGUGAAUGUGCGCCCGCUGAGGUCGCCUGGCUGCCGCGUCCCGGCGGGCGGAGCUUGGCGGCCGCGUGGCCUGGGUGUGCUGGGCUGGCGCCUGCACUGGGGCUGGACGGGCGGGUGCAGGAGGGCCCUGCCCGCGGCCCUGCGUGCUCCCGCCAGGAGACGGUUCUGGGAGAGAAGUCCCACGCCCCACGCUGCGUCCGUGGGCGCUCCAGCACGGACCCCCAACCUCCUGGAGUGUCUGACAGAUGGAGCGGGUCCCCUCCAGGUUCCAGGCUCGUGUGCAGUUCUGUUUGAGACGAAACCAUGAGCUGCCCCCGGCGAGGCUGUCUUCACAGAUCUGAUGCGAAAACUCAAUCAUGAAGUUACAGGCACAGGAGCCUGCCCUAAGGUCCACUACCUAUUUAUUCUACCAGAAUGAGACUCGAGAAGACGGACGAGACGCAGGACUGCCCUGUGACCGGGAGCUCGGUGAUGGACAAUAAACGCUGAUGAAAUCGUG
Myotis myotis is the source of this 6470-nucleotide messenger RNA. RefSeq names its product regulatory associated protein of MTOR complex 1 (gene RPTOR). The record is from RefSeq and is a predicted model, not a curated record. Lineage: Eukaryota; Metazoa; Chordata; Mammalia; Chiroptera; Vespertilionidae. Gene Ontology annotation, cellular component: cytoplasm; TORC1 complex. The transcript has 35 exons. Gene Ontology annotation, molecular function: protein binding; protein-macromolecule adaptor activity. The coding region runs from base 766 to 4818 and encodes 1350 amino acids. Gene Ontology annotation, biological process: cellular response to starvation; cellular response to amino acid stimulus; positive regulation of protein serine/threonine kinase activity.